Molecule: messenger RNA, 3061 nt
Organism: Gasterosteus aculeatus aculeatus (three-spined stickleback)
Lineage: Eukaryota; Metazoa; Chordata; Actinopteri; Perciformes; Gasterosteidae
Gene: klhl23
Product: kelch-like family member 23
Molecular function (GO): protein binding
Source: RefSeq, a predicted model, not a curated record
AUUUCUUUUUACAAAACAAUCAACGGAUCAAUGAAUGGAUAAAUCAAUCAGCAGAUGAAAUCUGAUAAUGUAAAUGAAAAAUGAACAUUGAACACCACCUCAAUCAAAUACAGUAAAAACCAACAAUUAUGUGGAAAUAAUCAUCUUUAAACUUUUACUUUGAAUACGUUACACUUCUACUUGUGUAAGAGUGUCUAUGAGCGGAAAUAAGAGAAGAAAAAAACACGUUUUCUUUUUUAUCGGCUGUAUAAUCUCCUGAAAAUAAGACUCGUUGUGUGCGAGGCAUCGUGCACGCGCUGGUAAUCCUUGUUGGGAUUAGGCAAAGCCUUGACCACGAAGUGGGUUCAAAACGCCAUAGCAACGGCAAGAGUGAGGCGAAACACGCAUCGCGAGCAGCGCGAUAAAUCCCCCCCGGAACGCGGCUGAAGGCGACGCUCCUUUGGAUGCCAUUGCAAUAGAAAUAUUGUGACUUCUGCGCCUGUCCGGUCCACGCAUGUGCCCGCCGACACUGGAUUGAGGUUGUAUUAUACAAAACGUCUCGUGUGGGUCGAUUCCUUUGAGCGAUCGCUGGGCUUUUGUCGGGGACCUGCUGGGGGGAGAAAUGCUGCAGACGAGGAGAGGAGAGGAGAGGGGCAGUGGGGGAUGGCCACUGCACAUAAAUACCAAAAUAGGAUAGAGCCUCUGCAACAGUCCUGCACGAGCUAAAUUGAGGUCUGUGUGUGUGUGUCUGUGUGUUUAAAGAGGAGCGUUCAAAUAGAGGACACACUGUUGAGCGUUGAACCAGGGGGACGUCGGUGGAAACAGCAUGAGAGAGACCAUGUCCCAGAAGCAAUCUGAUCUCUACACACAUGACUUCUGUGAUGGCGACCACCCGGCGGAGCUCCUGGACGCUCUGAGGCGCUUCUACGUCGGCGGCCUGUUCACCGACGUCGCUCUGCAAUGCGGCGAGUCCGGACGGGUGUUCCACUGCCACAGGGCGCUGCUGUCGGCCCGCAGCGCCUACUUCAAGGUCAUGUUCACGGCCGACAUGAGGGAGAGGUCCAACGCCGUCGUCAAACUCAGCGGGGUGGACUGCGGGGUCAUGGACGCCCUGGUGAACUACGUGUACACGGCCCAGCUGAGCAUCACCCAGGGCAACGUGCAGAGCCUGCUGGAGGCCGCCGACCUGCUGCAGUUUGUCUCGGUGAAACGGGCGUGCGAGGAGUUUCUCGUUCGCCUCCUGGACGUGGACAACUGCUUGGGGAUGCACGCCUUCGCCGAGCUGCACCUGUGCGCCGGCCUGGAGAGGGAGGCCCGCAGGGUGAUGGUGAGCAGGUUCGCGGAGCUCAUCCAGCAGGAGGAGUUCCUGGAGCUGGAUCGCGGGAGGUUGGGAUCAGUUUUGGCGGCCCAGAACCUCACCGUGCAGAGGGACGACGUGCUGAUAGAUGCUGUGGCCAAAUGGGUGACCCACGACUUCCAUAACCGCGCCCGCUGCUCCGCCGAGCUGCUGCUCUCCAUCCACUUAGACCUCGAUGAGAUUUACUUCAAGGCUGCUUUAGAGGUGCAGAGACACCGUUUGCCGAACAGCGAAGACGUUUUUAAAUCUGCGAUUGUUCAGGCUUUGCGGUCCAAUGGCAAAGACGUGUCGGCGAGCAGAAAAAUGUCCUCCAGCAUGUAUAUCAUCGGGGGAUAUUACUGGCACCCGCUGUGUGAGGUGCACAUAUGGGAUCCUAUCAGUAACACCUGGGUGCAAGGAAAGGACAUGCCUGAGCACGGCAGAGAGAGCUACAGCGUCAGUUUACUUGGAGCAAAUAUCUACGUGACCGGUGGUUACAGGACAAACACCGUUGAGGCUCUGGACACGGUUUCCGUUUAUAACUGUGACUAUGACGAAUGGACCGAGGGCUGCCCCAUGAACACAGCUAGAUACUACCAUUGCUCCGUGGCGUUGCAUGGCUGUAUUUAUGUCAUUGGAGGAUAUCGAGGAGGAGCUCCAGAGCAGGAUACUGAAUGUUAUGAUCCAUUGAAGAAGAAAUGGUCCCCUUUGGCCAAAAUGAUCCAAGGUGUAGGAAAUGCCACUGCCUGCGUUAUGCGAGAUCAGAUCUAUGUGACCGGCGGUCACUAUGGGUACAGAGGAAACUGCACAUAUGAAAAAAUCCAAGUCUACAAGCCAGAUGUCAACGAGUGGAGUAUCAUUACAAUAAGUCCGCAUCCAGAGUACGGGCUGUGUUCCGUGUCUCUCAACAACAAACUGUAUUUGGUGGGCGGACAGACGACUGUGGCAGACUGCUACGACAUAGAGAGAGACGAGUGGAGACCGAUAUCGGUGAUGAAGGAGAGGAGGAUGGAGUGUGGGGCGGUGGUCAUUAAUGGUUGCAUUUACGUGACGGGGGGUUACUCCUACUCCAAAGGGACUUACCUGCAGACCAUUGAGAAAUACAACCCUGAGCUGGACUCUUGGGAGAUUGUGGGGACUCUGCCGAGCCCGGCCAGAUCACAUGGAAGUGUUUGUGUUUACAGUGUUUAAACAGCGUGGCCAAAUCCGUAUCACAGACGUUUGUGCCAAAUGGAUCAGACUGUGAACUGUACUCGUGUCAGAUAUCACACAUGAUCUUGGGUUAGCUCUGUGUUAGGGCUGCUAUGGAGAGCUUCCCAUUUGUGAAUAUAAUAACAAGUAUCACUUAAACUCAGGGGCUUCAUAUUUAGCACUUUACUUGGGGUAUUUUCUGUUUUAAAUGAAAGAAAUAAUUGAACAGAAAAUGACUAUGAGCAAUAUUCAAAUUGACUUUAUAUGUACACAAGGUUCCCUUUAUUAAUAAAACUGUGCUACUACUUGAUUAAAUAAAUCACUACCAGUAUAAUGUGAUUUCUUCCUGAAUUUAUAUUUGAGCUUUAUAGCAUACAUUGGACUAUAUACGUUUUAUCACAUUGUUUGUACAGUUUGGCUGCAUCCCAUCUGUCCGCAUUUAUAUCAUAUUUGAUGAAAGUUGUAUUUAAAUCAGAAUUUAUUUAACGUAUUUGAUGUAUUUAUAAAGCAUUAUACAACAAAAGGCGCUUUACAAUAAUAAAGAAAUCUAUGUAA